GUUUCGACGUAGAAAGUAGUUGCUACGCCCCCGUGUUCGUCCUCCCAUCCCCCCUCGCUCUCCUCUUAUAGUUCGCCCUCGUCCUCUGUCAUUCCUCGUCAGAGAUCCGCUCAUCCUCUCUCAUCUCAUCUUCUUUGACCACUUGGCCUCCUCUUCCUCAUCUGUACCCUUCUCAUACGACGAUUGCGCCACCAUUUCGGCGACACCAGUGAAAGCUGCAGCGAAUCCCCGUCAGUUUGUGCUACAGCCAACUUUGUAUGAUUGGAGUCUCCUGACAGCAGCUACAUAAGCCGACAGCAACUGCUUUGCCUUGCUGACCAAUCUCAGAAGGAACAACAAACGGUCUCCUGGCCAGCUUCGCUUCGGACAACAUAGUUGUCGCAACCUUCUACUCUGAGGGACAUGUUUGAUAGAAGAUCAUCAAUGGAUUUCGAAUCUCAGCAUGAGGAAUCAUUGUCUGAACUCGCAUUCGCCAUGGAACUCGAAGAUGGUGCCGAAAGGACCUGUCCCCUUCUGGACCUGCCACACACAGGAGAAGAAGUGAGAUUCCUUCAAGCUUCCAUGUUCAAUCAGAGCACAAGAGACCAUUGGAUCGAGGAGAUGUCGGACUUCGAAAUCGCCCGAGACAAUCUGGAGUUGGAAGUCCCCGAGUGCCGUUCCCCGGCGUGCUUCUUUGAAGAGCUGUUUGAAUGUUCGUACAAGUCCCCGGGAGAUCGGUCGCCCAACAGCGUCGCUGACAUCGCAUCGAGCGCGGGCGCCUGGACCCCGAAAUUGGACUUCUGUGAGUUUUCUGUCCAUGUUCACAAGAGACAAAAUGCGUCAGAGUCGGGCAAAGGAAGGCAAGGAGACGCGGGGGGGCGAGCGCUGCUGGCCAAAGUUGAAAACCUUCUCAAGGGGAAAGUGAUGCCAGAGCCUUCCUGGUACGAGCCAAUGAGGAUUUGCAUGCCCCCUCCCAUCCCGACUCGUUUCCCCAAGGUCAAGAAGUUGGUGUUUGACGACGAGGACCUGUUCAAGAUCUAUAAGAGGAGGAACCCAGGGUACAAAGACGAACCCAUGAUGAUGGACGAAAUGGCGAGAAAGACAGGAAAGUUGACCAGGCACUUCAGAUUCAUCAAGAAGUGGCGGGCGCUCAUGGAGCAAGGGAUGGAGCAGGAGGAGGCGUACAAAGCGGUGGAUCAGGAGAUUCGCGCGGAAGAGCAAGAGGAGUACAAGAGGGUGGAAGCGAAGAUUCUGGAACAGUUGAAGUCAGGACAGGGCAUCCCAAUCAUCAACUAUCGAUUCGAGCAGGAUCUGCAUUAUGUGAAAGAAGCACUGGAUUAUCACAAGAAGAAUUGGGAGGCAAAGAACGCCAAGGAAGAAACAUGA
This is a messenger RNA of Guillardia theta CCMP2712, 1365 nucleotides long. RefSeq lists its product as hypothetical. Lineage: Eukaryota; Cryptophyceae; Pyrenomonadales; Geminigeraceae. Bases 403 to 1365 code for a protein of 320 amino acids. The transcript is spliced from 4 exons. The record is from RefSeq and is a predicted model, not a curated record.